This is a messenger RNA of Arachis ipaensis, 419 nucleotides long. Lineage: Eukaryota; Viridiplantae; Streptophyta; Magnoliopsida; Fabales; Fabaceae. The record is from RefSeq and is a predicted model, not a curated record.
GGAGAAAAGUUGUUUUUCAUAGUCCUUAACUAUCAACUGUACUCAGUGCUCUCAUUUUAUAGAGUAGUUCUUCCAAUCUCUAACACAAAGAAAAGAACAAAAGGAAUAUGAGUGAAUUGGGGGAAUCUUCAACGGGGGUUGAACUCCACUCUAAGGGGACACCAGUGCAAGGUUCCGCUGCCAACCCAUGUUAUCCAACUCAGCUUAUUGACGGAGAUAAUUGCAAAUUAUUCAAAGUUGCUGAGACUGAAAACUUUGUCAAGGAGAUGGAAUUAGAUAAAUGUGGUCAAUCGUAUGCUGUAGUUUCUAUCAUAGGUCCCCAAAGUAGCGGAAAGAGUACACUCUUGAAUCAUUUGUUUUGUACAAAUUUCCAAGAGAUGAACGCUGAUGCUGGAAGGCAAGUAAUUCUUGACUUGUAA